CCCCAAAUUAUAUGAAUUUUCAUCACAUCAAAACCCUAGACCAUUCAUAGUGCUUGAAACUGGAAUUGGUAAUUACGAUGCAAAUCUGUUCAAUAAACUCGUCAAUCGCGCCACUACAUGCUUCAUUCGUUCAUCAGAAUUCCUUAACACUUCAUCACUUUCCUUCCUUAGUUGGAUUGUCAACGCAGAAUUCGCAACUGCGAAUUCAUCGGAGUAUCAAAAGAUACUCGAUUCAAUGUUCGGUAGAAGAAACAAAGCCGGUGAGCUUGAGAACUUGUAAGCAAUGUAAAACACAAUUCGAUCCUUCUCUCAAUCAUCCCCAAGCGUGUCGUUUUCACACUGCGCAUUUUGGCGGAGAAACCAAGAGGAAAUUCGAGAGUGUGUAUAGUGGAGGCACCAUGAAUACGCCUGAAUCUGGUAAAGUGUUCCAGUAUUGGCAUUGCUGUGGAUCUGAAGAUCCCUUUGACAUUGGCUGCACUGCUUCUCCACAUUCUUCAUAUGAUGAUUGAUACAAAAGGUUUAUUACUUCAUUUCAACCCAAAUUUCUUUGAUCUGUUGUAUCACCUAUUCAAAUUCUAUCUUGUUCUUGAAACAUAUACUAAUAUGAGUCCACUAUCUUCAUUGGAUUAUUAUGACAAUAGGCAAAAUGACAAUUUUGCCCUCAACCUCAAAUUUAUACAUGCUCUGCCCAUCUCAUGAAUUGUACGAUUUGGUCAAUUUUGCCCUCAGCCUUCAUAUUGGAGACAUGUACUUUCGUUAGUCAUGCAAAAAUGUUGUAGAUGCAAUGUGUAUAUCUUUAAUAAUUAUUGUAAUUUGCAAAAUAUAAACAGUUUUUAUGUAAUUUGUGAGAUAUUGAUAUUAUAGCAUCAUUUGGUUCA
Messenger RNA from Lactuca sativa (garden lettuce), 878 nucleotides. RefSeq names its product carboxypeptidase. The record is from RefSeq and is a predicted model, not a curated record. Lineage: Eukaryota; Viridiplantae; Streptophyta; Magnoliopsida; Asterales; Asteraceae.